Messenger RNA from Arabidopsis arenosa, 4387 nucleotides. Lineage: Eukaryota; Viridiplantae; Streptophyta; Magnoliopsida; Brassicales; Brassicaceae. The record is from the annotation of a GenBank genome assembly.
UGUGUUAAUAUAUGGACCAUUUUUAGUUUCUUCAAUCUUUCCUGUCUCGACUACCUAGCUUUUUCGUUUUUAGGAACAUUCCAGUCUUAAUUAAUAUUAUGUUCCUUUGAAUUUUAUCGGUAACAAAUUGAAGAACAAAGACCAUGGAUGAGCUUCAUGGAAGCAAUGGUCGAAUGCACAUUGGCGUAGCUCAAGAUCCAAUGCAUGUGCAGUAUGAACAUCACGGCUUGCACCAUAUCGACAAUGGAAACGGUAUGAUGGAUGAACAUACUGAUGGUGGGAUGGAUGAAGGAGUGGAGACAGAGAUUCCUUCUCACCCUGGAAACUCAGCCGACAAUCGCGGUGAAGUUGUAGACCGUGGUAUCGAAAAUGGAGAUCAAUUGACAUUGUCAUUCCAGGGACAAGUUUAUGUUUUUGACCGUGUCUCGCCUGAGAAGGUUCAAGCUGUCCUUUUGUUACUUGGUGGACGUGAAGUACCACAGACACUCCCGACAUCCCUAGGAUCACCUCAUCAGAUCAAUAGGGUACUGGGUCUAUCUGGUACUCCUCAACGGCUUAGCGUCCCGCAGCGGUUAGCUUCUUUGCUCAGAUUUAGGGAGAAACGAAAAGGGAGGAAUUUUGAUAAGACAAUUCGCUACACAGUGAGGAAAGAGGUAGCCUUGAGAAUGCAGCGUAAGAAAGGACAGUUCACAUCGGCUAAAUCAAGCAAUGAUGAUUCUGGAUCCACUGGAUCGGAUUGGGGGUCAAACCAGAACUGGGCCAUAGAAGGGACUGAGACUCACAAGCCAGAGGUUUUAUGUCGGCACUGUGGAAUAAGUGAGAAGUCAACUCCAAUGAUGCGACGUGGACCUGAUGGGCCAAGAACACUUUGUAAUGCAUGUGGACUAAUGUGGGCAAACAAGGGGACUCUUAGAGACUUAUCCAAAGUCCCUCCUCCUCAAACACCUCAGCAUCUACCUCUGAAUAAGAUUGAGGAUCCAAAUCUUGAGGCUGAUCAAAUGAUUGGAGUAGCUGAUGACAUUAGCAACUCACAAAGAAAGCUGGGUGAGACGAAGGAAGGAAGAAUGAGCACUUCGUCGAGCAAUGGAUUGCUCCUGACGUCAAUGUCAGGUCGUCAUGACGACAUGGAAGCUGGUUCUGCUAAAACUGAAGAACAUUCUGAUCAUGAAGAGCUUCAACAUGAUCCUGAUGAUCCUUUUGACAUUGAUAACACCAAGAAUGCUUCUGUUGAAUCUCUUCGUCGUUGGAGGCAAGCGGCUCUUGUGUUGAACGCAUCUCGUCGAUUUCGAUACACUUUGGAUCUUAAUAAAGAAGAACAUUAUGAUAAUCGAAGGAGGAUGAUCAGAGCUCAUGCUCAAGUCAUUAGGGCAGCAUUGCUUUUUAAAUUGGCUGGUGAACAACAACUUGCGUUUGGUUCAUCAUCAACACCAACAGCUUCAACUGGUAACUUUGACAUUGAUCUUGAAAAGCUUGUGUCUAUGACAAGGAACCAGAACAUGUCCAAUUUGCAGCAAUAUGGAGGGGUCAAAGGUGUUGCAGAGAAGCUGAAGUCAAAUAUGGAACAAGGAAUCAAUGAGGAUGAGAAAGAGGUGAUAGAUAGGAAGAAUGCUUUUGGAUCUAACACAUACCCAAAGAAGAAGGGGAAAAACUUUUUUAUGUUCCUCUGGGAAGCUUGGCAAGAUUUAACUCUUAUCAUCUUGAUCAUAGCGGCUGUAACAUCAUUGGCAUUGGGAAUAAAGACAGAGGGUUUGAAAGAAGGUUGGCUUGAUGGUGGAAGCAUUGCCUUUGCGGUUUUGCUUGUCAUUGUUGUUACAGCUGUUAGUGACUAUCGCCAAUCUCUUCAGUUUCAAAACCUCAACGAUGAAAAAAGAAAUAUACAACUGGAGGUCAUGAGAGGAGGGAGAACAGUGAAGAUUUCAAUCUAUGACGUUGUUGUUGGAGAUGUUAUACCUCUUAGGAUAGGUGACCAGGUCCCUGCGGAUGGAGUGCUAAUUAGUGGUCAUUCUCUUGCUAUUGAUGAAUCUAGCAUGACCGGUGAAAGCAAAAUUGUUCACAAGGAUCAAAAAUCACCGUUUCUAAUGUCUGGUUGUAAAGUAGCUGAUGGAGUCGGUAACAUGCUGGUUACUGGUGUUGGAAUUAACACUGAGUGGGGAUUGUUGAUGGCAAGUAUCUCAGAGGAUACUGGUGAAGAAACUCCCUUGCAGGUUCGGUUAAAUGGUCUUGCAACCUUCAUUGGUAUAGUGGGGCUCUCAGUGGCUCUUGUUGUCCUGGUGGCUCUUCUUGUGAGAUAUUUUACCGGAACUACUCAAGAUACUAAUGGAGAGACCCAGUUUAUCAAAGGGACGACUAGUAUCAGUGACAUUGUAGAUGAUUGCGUAAAGAUAUUUACAAUCGCCGUGACAAUUGUUGUUGUGGCUGUGCCUGAGGGACUUCCCUUAGCAGUUACCCUCACUUUGGCUUACUCAAUGAGAAAGAUGAUGGCAGACAAAGCUUUGGUUAGAAGGCUUUCAGCUUGUGAAACCAUGGGCUCAGCAACAACAAUCUGCAGUGACAAAACUGGAACUUUAACAUUGAAUCAGAUGACUGUGGUUGAAACUUAUGCUGGAGGAUCAAAGAUGGAUGUAGCAGACAACCCUUCUGGUCUCCACCCUAAACUUGUUGCCUUAAUAAGUGAGGGUGUGGCACAAAACACAACAGGAAACGUUUUUCAUCCCAAGGAUGGUGGAGAGGUGGAGAUUUCUGGAUCUCCAACAGAGAAGGCUAUCUUGUCUUGGGCGUAUAAGUUGGGGAUGAAGUUUGAUACCAUCAGGUCAGAGUCUGCUAUCAUCCAUGCAUUCCCUUUCAAUUCUGAGAAAAAGCGUGGAGGUGUUGCUGUGCUUCGAGGUGAUUCUGAAGUUUUCAUUCACUGGAAAGGAGCAGCAGAGAUAGUUUUGGCUUGCUGUACACAAUACAUGGACUCAAAUGGUACUCUUCAGUCCAUUGAUAGCCAGAAGGAAUUUUUCAGAGUUGCUAUCGAUAGCAUGGCGAAAAACAGCUUGCGAUGUGUUGCUAUUGCAUGCAGAACACAAGAACUGAACCAAGUUCCCAAGGAACAAGAGGACUUGGAUAAAUGGGCUUUACCAGAAGAUGAAUUGAUUUUGCUUGCUAUCGUUGGGAUAAAGGAUCCUUGUCGUCCCGGUGUCAGAGAAGCAGUGAGAAUCUGCACCAGUGCUGGUGUUAAGGUACGAAUGGUGACUGGUGACAAUCUUCAAACAGCAAAAGCAAUUGCUUUGGAGUGUGGUAUACUUUCUUCAGAUACAGAAGCGGUUGAGCCUACUAUCAUCGAAGGAAAAGUGUUCCGUGAGCUAUCUGAAAAAGAGAGAGAACAAGUAGCCAAGAAAAUAACGGUGAUGGGUAGGUCCUCUCCUAAUGACAAGCUUUUACUUGUUCAAGCACUACGGAAAAAUGGAGAUGUUGUUGCUGUCACUGGUGAUGGUACUAAUGAUGCUCCUGCACUUCAUGAGGCAGACAUAGGUCUCUCUAUGGGUAUAUCAGGAACUGAAGUUGCAAAAGAGAGUUCCGACAUCAUUAUAUUGGAUGACAAUUUUGCUUCAGUAGUAAAGGUUGUUCGCUGGGGCCGUUCUGUGUAUGCAAACAUUCAGAAAUUCAUACAAUUCCAGCUUACUGUGAAUGUUGCAGCACUUAUAAUCAAUGUUGUAGCAGCAAUGUCUUCUGGUGACGUUCCUCUAAAGGCUGUACAGCUGCUUUGGGUCAAUCUUAUCAUGGAUACUCUUGGAGCACUUGCACUUGCUACAGAGCCACCAACCGAUCAUCUUAUGCAUAGAACCCCUGUUGGAAGAAGGGAACCUCUUAUAACAAACAUCAUGUGGAGGAACUUGCUUGUUCAGUCAUUCUAUCAAGUGGCUGUUCUCCUGGUUCUCAACUUUGCAGGAUUAAGCAUUCUUGGCUUGAACCAUGAAAACCAUGCACAUGCUGUGGAAGUGAAGAACACUAUGAUAUUCAAUGCCUUUGUCAUGUGUCAAAUAUUCAACGAGUUCAAUGCAAGGAAACCUGAUGAAAUGAAUGUUUUCCGGGGAGUAUCUAAGAACCCUCUCUUCGUAGUAAUUGUUGGAGUCACUUUUAUACUUCAGAUACUCAUCGUUACUUUCCUCGGAAAGUUUGCCCACACCGUUAGACUGGGAUGGCAACUAUGGCUUGCUUCUAUUCUCAUUGGAUUGGUCAGCUGGCCACUAGCAAUUGUUGGGAAACUGAUUCCUGUACCCAAGACUCCGAUGAGCGUCUACUUCAAGAAACCGUUCCGUAAAUACAAAGCUUCAAGAAAUGCAUAAAACACAAGUACUAGGUUCUCACCUUCCUCAUACAGAAGCAAUAACAGAUAUAACCUGUG